Phyllotreta striolata is the source of this 927-nucleotide messenger RNA. The record is from the annotation of a GenBank genome assembly. NCBI's taxonomy places the organism in Eukaryota, Metazoa, Arthropoda, Insecta, Coleoptera, Chrysomelidae.
CCCAGACCUACAUGUUUAUCGAAACUUUUUUCAUAUUUUUAACAAGAAAACACCCUCUACAAUAUCUCCGUCUAUUUAUCGGACACCCUGUAUAAAAAAAAUUCGUUGGCAACAAUGGCAACACUACUACACUACGAGUCAAGUUCACGCUAUUGAACUUUAUUAUUCUUGUCUUGUUUGUUUAUCACCUUUUUAGGUUAUGUUUUAGAAAUGUGUUAUGUCAUAUUUGGGUGACUUUGCAAUUCAUUUCGUCUUUUAAUGUAAUUAUUCACCAUCGAACAAAAUCAGCGAUCAUGAUCGAAUUGAACUGGCCGGCGAUCGGUUUCAGCGCUCUGCCCAAUUUGGGCGGCGUCGCCGGCGGCCUCAUCACCCGCAGGGCCAUCAACCCGUGGUACGAGAGCCUCAAGAAGCCCAAUUGGCGGCCGCCCAACCGGGCCUUCGCCCCCGUCUGGACGGCGCUCUACACCUCCGUGGGGUACGCCUCGUACCUCGUCUACAGGGACGGCGGCGGAUUCGAUGGAGCUGCUAGAGUGCCGCUGAUCGUCUACGGGACCAAUCUGGCGGCUAAUUGGCUGUGGACGCCUAUCUUCUUCGGCAAGAAAGAUAUUAAAUUGGCUUUGUAUGAGAUGCAAUUGGUGAACGGUACGGCCUUGGGUAUGGCGUAUCUCUUCUACAAAAUCAACCCCACGGCAGGACUGCUCGUUGUGCCCUAUUGCCUGUGGUUGUGCGUCGCUACCGCUUUGAAUUACACUAUCUAUAGGGACAACAAGGAAAAAGUUAAAGAAAUAACCGACUAAGAGGUGGCCUCGGUUGCAGGAAUUCUUUAGCCAACCUAAUAGCUUAGUUGCGAAUUUUGUAAUAAUCAUAUGUAUAUCGGAGAGUAUUAAUUGGUAUUUGUCGUACAAAUUAAAGUUGUUUUUUUUCUAC